AUGGGAGCUUAAUGCUGUUGUUCAUAUCCAUAAAAAUCGAUAACUAAUGAAAUAGUUGUGGAUGUGAAAGGGAGUUUACACACAUUAUCGAAAAAAAGUUUAAACAACGAUUAGUUCGUUGGAUUGGACAAUGUUAAUGAGAUUAAGGAAUAAUAUGAAGACUUUGAAGUUAUUGCAGAUUCUCCAUAAGAUCUUACUCCAAAAGAGGAUUAGAACGGGUAAUAAUGUAAAGUGUUUGCAUAAUCAGAAAGCAAAGUUGAUACGUUGCCAAAGAACGGGAUUAAAAAAAAAUUAACUGUAUCCUCUAUUGGAACAGUGAAGUUAGGAGCUGACGUUUUUGUGAAUCUUAAGUAAGGAAGCAUUCACAAGUAUUACACAACUGGGGAGGUCCUAGGUCAAGGAGCGUAUGGAAAGGUUUGGAAGGUUACUCAUAAAAAUACAGGGAUGAUCAGAGCCAUGAAGUAAUUAAAGAAAAGUUCUUUGAUUGUUGAAGAACAACAAAGACUAUUUGCAGAAAUGAACAUUCUUAAAAAUUUAGAUCAUCCUCACAUUGUUAAAUUAUACGAAUUGUACUAAGAUUAAAAGAACUACUAUUUGAUCACUGAAUAUUUAUCAGGAGGUGAAUUAUUUGAUCGAAUUAAAUCCAUGACAUACUUCAGUGAAAAAAAAGCAGCUGAAUUUAUUCGAUAAAUCUUGCUUGCUGUUGUUUAUUGUCAUGAAUAAAAAAUUGUUCAUAGAGAUUUAAAACCUGAAAAUAUUUUAUUUAUUAAUGAAUCUUCUAAUUCACCAUUAAAAGUCAUUGAUUUCGGAACCUCAAGAAAAUACGAUACUGAAAAGAAGAUGACCAAAAAACUAGGAACUGCUUAUUAUAUAGCUCCUGAAGUAUUAAAAUAAGAUUACAAUGAAAAGUGCGAUGUUUGGUCAUGUGGUGUCAUCCUAUACAUUCUGCUAUGUGGGUAUCCUCCUUUUACAGGGAAAACCGAAAAAGACAUUAUGCAUAAAGUGAGCGAGGGCAAAUUUAAAUUCGAUUAGGAAGAUUGGGGCUUCAUCUCAGAAGAAGCUAAAAAUUUGAUAACCAAAAUGCUUCAAGUUAAUCCAAAUCAAAGAAUCUCAGCCAAAUAAGCCUUGCAUGAUCCUUGGAUUGAUAAACACAAUUUAAAUGAAUAAGUCAAUUAAAUAGUGUUAUAAAAUUUGUAAAAAUUCCAAGCUAAAUCUAUUUUUACUUAGGCUGUCCUCUCUUAUAUCGCAUGCUAAAUGACUACUUAAUAAGAAUAGGACGAGUUAGUUAAGACCUUCCAAACUCUGGAUCAAGAUAAGAAUGGGAUAUUAUCAAAGGAUGAACUCAUUGAAGGUUAUGCAUUAGUUUUAAAAGAUAAAGAAUUAGCUAUUAAAGAAGUCAAUAAGAUUCUUUAAAUUGUAGAUCUCAAUUAGAGUGGAUAAGUUGAUUUCUCAGUAGAAUUUUUGAUGGCAGCAAUGAACCAAGAAAAACUGGUAUCCCUUGAACGAGUUAAGGCAGCUUUCAAGAUAUUCGAUGCGAAUGACGAUGGGAAGAUAUCAAAAGAAGAACUAGAACUUAUGAUUGGGAGUAUUGAUGAGGAGCUUUGGCAAUAGAUACUAAUGGAAUGCAAGGCAGAAGGAGAAAUUACAGAAAAAGAAUUCGUUGAAAUACUACUUAAUCAAAAGCUUUGA
Messenger RNA from Paramecium tetraurelia, 1689 nucleotides. RefSeq lists its product as uncharacterized. The record is from RefSeq and is a predicted model, not a curated record. Gene Ontology annotation, molecular function: calcium-dependent protein serine/threonine kinase activity; calcium/calmodulin-dependent protein kinase activity; ATP binding. NCBI's taxonomy places the organism in Eukaryota, Ciliophora, Oligohymenophorea, Peniculida, Parameciidae. The transcript is spliced from 7 exons. Gene Ontology annotation, biological process: protein autophosphorylation; intracellular signal transduction; peptidyl-serine phosphorylation. Gene Ontology annotation, cellular component: cytoplasm; nucleus.